UAAUUAGUCAAAUUGAAACCAUUGGUUCUCAAAUACAUAACCAUUUAUUUCCUUAACUGAAAUAACUGCCAAGAGAGAUCUAACAACCAAUUGGCCUUUCUUUUGUUCUCUACAACUUAUUUAAAAGCUAAUUCAAAAAGGCUCAAAUGGCAUAUUUAUCAUCAACUCACCAUUGAGCCUCAAAGAAAAAAAUUAUGGCAGCUAAGGUUAGGGUUCUUGCAUCUAUUUUACUAGUUUGCGCGAUCCUAUUACCUUCGCUAGCCUCAUCAUUUCUUGAUCAUCAUCCUGAAUUUCUAGAACAUGAUUCUAGAAAGACAGACGUAAUGAUCAAUGGUGACAAUAAUAAUGUUGUUCGUGCCAACGACUAUGACUUCACAAUUCCUCGCUCAGAUGAUGAGAAAAGGAAGGAACGAUCCUUAAAAGUAAAAAAGUCGAAGAAGAACAAGAACAAGAAGGGAAAGAAGUUUCACGAGCACGAGACAUUCGAUUUUGAUCCCGUAUUUGGAGGAGGCCAACAAGAAGGAGAUUUAGGCAAACAUUCGCAUUUUUUCCCAGGAUUGAAUGUACCUCCGACUACAGAAGAACAUGGACAACUAGAGCUUAAUGGAGGAUUACGAGAGGGAUUUUAUCAAAAUACAUGUCCACAAGCAGAGAAUAUUAUAAAAAAUGGCCUAAUUAGGGCCGUUCAGAAUGACUCAACUAUUGCUGCUGCAAUCCCCAGACUUUUCUUCCAUGAUUGCUUUGUCAAAGGAUGUGACGGGUCAAUAUUGCUCGAUAAAACACCAAGUGGUGCAGAAGUAGAAAAGCUAUCGGGCACAAAUGGUGUUACGGUCAGAGGAUACGAACUCAUUGACGAGGUCAAAGCCGAACUCGAGCAAACUUGCCCGGGCAUCGUCUCGUGCUCCGACACUCUAGCCUAUUUAUCUCGCGAUGCCUUCGUUGCAUCGGGCCUCCCGCAUUACGAGGUGUCCGGUGGUCGACGUGACGGUAUGGAAUCGCUCGAAGCAAACGUAAAUGGCAACCUCCCAUUGCCUGGUGACACAGUGGACCAAAUGAUUGAUCUUUUUAAGAGAAAAGGCCUAAAUGCAGAAGAUUUAGUGGUCCUAAUUGGAGCCCAUUCAAUUGGAGUGGCCCAUUGUUUCAACUUCCUUUACAGAUUGGAUGAACCUGAAAAGGCCCAAAGGAUGGACCCAAGGCUUGCUGGUGUUAUGAGAUUUAUAUGCACUAACCAAAUGACUGCAUUAGCCUUUGAUGCCCAUACACAAUACAAAAUGGACUCUGCUUUUUACAAGCAAUUAUUGCAGAAUAGAGGCCUACUUGAGUCUGAUCAAGUAUUGACCCAAGAUAUUAGAACAAAGGGCUAUGUCCAAAACUUUAGUGAUGAUGAAAUGGACUGGUUUAAUAAAUUCGGCAAGGCCAUGAACAAACUCGGAGCGAUAGAAGUGCUCACUGGAAAUCAAGGGCAAAUCAGGAAACAAUGUCGAGCUGUUAACUUAUAAGAGUUUAGCUUAUAUACGCUGGCAGUGUCCUAAUAUGUAUCACAAUUUGGAUGAUUAGUUUCUCUUUUUUUUUUCCCCUUCUCUUACAAGGGCUUAUAAAUUAAGCAAUCAUAAGAAGGUGCAAGAAGAUGUAAUUUGUUAAUUAAAACAUCAUCCUAGACAAAAUGCCUAGUCCAACAAGAAAUAACAGGAUUUCACUUUCCCCAAUGCUUCAGAUAUUGACCUUGAUUGUGUAUUGAUGCAAAACGGCAAAGUUAUAGCCUAUAUCUCGCGACAGUUGAAAAACCUGUUUUAAACUGUAUUAAAAUGCUUUAUAUUGCAGAAAAAUACAAAAGGAUAAUCCAGAGCAGAUUCUAUGUUUCCUAAUCAAUAAUGUAAGAAACUUAUAUUGAUUUCACUUUCAAUACAAAUUUCCAACUUUACCA
Messenger RNA from Lycium ferocissimum, 1924 nucleotides. RefSeq names its product peroxidase 57-like. The transcript is spliced from 2 exons. Gene Ontology annotation, biological process: response to oxidative stress; hydrogen peroxide catabolic process. Gene Ontology annotation, molecular function: peroxidase activity; heme binding. Bases 195 to 1499 code for a protein of 434 amino acids. The record is from RefSeq and is a predicted model, not a curated record. Lineage: Eukaryota; Viridiplantae; Streptophyta; Magnoliopsida; Solanales; Solanaceae.